UAUAUAUUCUACAUUUCUUGAGGAGUUUCAGUAGUUUGAGUUUGAAGAAGAAAAGAUGUCUAUAGUUGUGAGAAUUCUGUCGUUGGGAUGGGCUAUCAUGAUGAUUACGAGUAUUACAAAUGUUGCAGAUGGAGCAAUUCCUAAUGAUUUGCAGGAAAAGAUUUCUAUCAUAAACAAUGAUGGUCCUUACUUGGGUAUUGUAGUGCCCAACAGUUUUGAGAUGAACCCUCUUCUCCAAUCUUCAAGUUUUGUUCCUCAUUCCACGCUUUCCUACUUGGAUUUUGCAGGAAGAAGAUUUCGAUUUGGAACUUUGGAAAGUCGAAAAGUUAUCAUUGUCAUGUCCGGACUCAGCAUGCUUAAUGCAGGAUUAGUAACACAGUUGCUGCUUAGUAUAUUCGAGAUUGAAGGAGUAGUUCACUUUGGAAUAGCAGGAAAUGCAAAUCCUAACUUACAAAUAGGAGAUGUUACUAUCCCUCAUUAUUGGGCUCAUUCAGGCAGGUUUGGAGAUGGGCCUGAUGAUGAACUUGCAUUUGAAUCUAAUGGAGACUAUACAAGAAAAAUCGGUUAUCUUAAUUUCUCUCAAUAUGAAAAUGGCACAAAAAAUGGGAAUUAUUCAGGCAACCUUCUCAACAAUGUGUGGUAUCAAGCGGAAGAGAUAUUUUCCAUUGAUGGACAACCUGAGAUUAGACAGCAUGCCUUUUGGGUUCCUGUUGACAAGCUGUACUUUUCACUUGCAGAAAAACUUGAGGAUAUUGUCCUUGAAAAGUGUGUCAAUUCUACUACGUGUUUACCUCGAUCUCCAAAGGUAUUUAGAGUGGAAAGAGGAGUGAGUGCUAAUGUGUUGUUAGACAAUGCUGCCUAUCGAAAUUUCUUGUAUUCCAAGUUCAAUGCAACUCCGGUCGACAUGGAAAGUGCUGGAGUAGCCCUCGUAUGUCUCCAACAAAGGACCCCUUUUAUAGCAAUUAGGGCACUAUCUGAUUUAGCUGGUGGUGGUUCUUCUCUCUCCAAUGAAGCUGCUAUCUUCUCUUCACUAGCUGCUCAAAAUUCAGUUACUGUUCUACUUAAGUUCAUUACCUUGCUGUUUUCGCAACCUCAAGUUAUUUAACUUUUAACCGUUGGUACCAAAAAUAAAGCAGCUGAUUCAGUAGCAUGGGUUGAGAUAAAGGCCCGGUGUCAUUAUGGACACAAUCCAAUAAAGUUAUUAAUCAAUGUUGUUCCUAUUGAAGUUCAUUUUA
Molecule: messenger RNA, 1235 nt
Organism: Olea europaea var. sylvestris
Lineage: Eukaryota; Viridiplantae; Streptophyta; Magnoliopsida; Lamiales; Oleaceae
Product: 5'-methylthioadenosine/S-adenosylhomocysteine nucleosidase-like
Exons: 5
Coding region: 56-1105 (349 amino acids)
Biological process (GO): nucleoside metabolic process
Molecular function (GO): catalytic activity
Source: RefSeq, a predicted model, not a curated record